CCCCUCCAGUGUUUUCUGUGUCUCGCAUGUGUGCUUCAUUCUCUUCCAUUUUUGCUGUGAACUGCGAUCAUGCCACCCAAGAAGGAUACUAAGCAGUCGUCCUCAAAACCUAAAGAUAAGCCAUCAGGUGGUGGUGGAAAAGCUAAGAAGAAGAAGUGGUCCAAGGGAAAAGUCAGGGACAAACUGAACAACUUGGUCCUCUUUGACAAAGCCACAUAUGAUAAGCUGUACAAAGAAGUCCCCAGCUACAGGCUGAUCACUCCUUCUGUUGUGUCUGAAAGGCUGAAGAUCCGAGGCUCACUUGCUCGCCGUGGAUUGCAGGAACUGCUCUCUAAGGGCCUGAUCAAAGAGGUGUCUAAACAUCACUCACAGCUAAUUUACACCAGAGCAACAAAGGGCAGUGAAGAACCUGCUCAUUGAUGUGGAUAAUUUGGAGUAAAUAAAUUCAGUUUCCUAUUGA
Messenger RNA from Pocillopora verrucosa, 460 nucleotides. The record is from RefSeq and is a predicted model, not a curated record. Lineage: Eukaryota; Metazoa; Cnidaria; Anthozoa; Scleractinia; Pocilloporidae.